GCCUCAGCGUCCCUGAACUCGGCUCCGAGUGCACCUACGGACUGACUGUGGGGGCAGAGAAGGGCGAGAUCAGGACUCUGUCUUUGUUAAUCGUGACUGCAUGAAGGUCGCCUCCCUCCGGCCUACUUGGUGGGAGUGUCUGGUAUUGUUCUAAGGCCAGGAGCACGGUGAGCCACAGUCUGUUGGUAGAAUUUGGCGUCUUGAUAGUUGAGAAAAUGGCGAUGACACUGUUGGAAGACUGGUGCCGGGGGAUGGAUGUGAACUCCCAGAGAGCUCUGUUAGUCUGGGGCAUCCCAGUGAACUGUGAUGAGGCUGAAAUCGAAGAGACCCUCCAGGCUGCGAUGCCCCAGGUCUCCUACCGAAUGCUUGGGAGAAUGUUCUGGAGGGAAGAAAAUGCGAAAGCAGCCUUAUUAGAGCUCACUGGCGCUGUAGAUUACGCCGCGAUCCCCAGGGAGAUGCCGGGCAAAGGAGGGGUCUGGAAAGUGUUAUUUAAGCCCCCAACUUCUGAUGCUGAAUUUUUAGAAAGAUUGCACCUCUUCCUAGCUAGAGAGGGGUGGACCGUGCAAGAUGUUGCCCGUGUCCUUGGGUUUCAGAACCCUACUCCGACCCCGGGCCCAGAGAUGCCAGCAGAGAUGCUAAACUAUAUUUUGGAUAAUGUUAUUCAGCCUCUUGUUGAGUCCAUAUGGUACAAGAGGCUGACACUUUUCUCGGGGAGGGACAUCCCAGGGCCUGGAGAGGAAACCUUUGAUCCCUGGCUGGAGCACACUAAUGAGGUCCUAGAGGAGUGGCAGGUGUCCGAUGUAGAAAAGAGGCGGCGGUUGAUGGAGAGUCUUAGAGGCCCCGCCGCUGAUGUCAUUCGCAUCCUUAAGUCCAACAACCCCGCGAUAACCACUGCCGAAUGCCUGAAGGCGCUUGAGCAGGUGUUUGGGAGCGUUGAGAGCUCUAGGGAUGCCCAGAUCAAAUUUCUGAACACUUAUCAGAACCCGGGAGAAAAAUUGUCCGCUUAUGUCAUUCGUCUGGAGCCUCUGCUACAGAAGGUGGUAGAGAAGGGGGCCAUUGAUAAAGAUAAUGUGAACCAGGCCCGCCUAGAGCAGGUCAUUGCCGGGGCCAACCACAGCGGGGCCAUCCGAAGGCAGCUGUGGCUUACCGGGGCUGGGGAAGGGCCAGCCCCAAACCUCUUUCAGUUGCUGGUGCAGAUCCGUGAGGAGGAAGCCAAGGAGGAGGAGGAGGAGGCUGAGGCCACCCUUCUGCAGUUAGGCCUGGAAGGGCACUUCUGAGUGCCAGGAAAGGCAGCUUUAGUGCAGACCUAAGAUCACAGCUACUUUUCUUGUCCCUGUGGGGUCUUACAGAUGUGUCUGAGUAGUAAAGGCUUAGCCUUGUUCUGUUUUGUUGUUUUUUGGAGGGGAACGUUAGUCAGUCCUGAGUAUUCAUGUAACAUUCUAAAAUUGUGCCAGCGAGCACCGUGAGCUACUGCAAUGCAAGCGGGUCUUGCUGGCUAAAAUGCCAGGUAAAGGGUUGGUUGGACACAGCGCUUAGUGCACGCUGUCAUCAUGGACAUCAUAAUCAGUUGUGAAAAACACGCGAACCUAUGACACUUCCUAUUCCACACUGAAUGUGAAAUUGCAUGUUCAGAUGUUUACUACGAGGCCUGGCUCACAGGAAGUGUUCAGUAAAAGUAUGCACUGUUAGAUUACUGAUAACGCGGAUAGAUUUUUGUUUACCAUAAAUUGUUCCAGAUUUAUAUUAAUGGAAGGAAAUGUGCAUUUAUUAGCUAUUACUCAACUUUACAAUGCAAACAUCUUAUUUCUCAUCUUUAAACAUGUCGACCAGUUUAAUUGAAAAGUAUUCUGAGACUGCAAAAUGGGGUGUUAAAAAAUACUGCAGUUACGGAGCUGUGUAAACCAGUUUCUCAUUGCAUAAGAUACAGAUGUGAAUUGCAUGGAGAGGUUGAUAUGCACCUGUACAGUAAUUCACUCCCCCAUUUCAAAUCUUUGUCAGAGAAUAGUUCUUGUUCAUACUGAGUGUUCUAAAUUUGAAGUUAUAUAUACAAAUUAAAAUAUUUUAAAAAUUC
Molecule: messenger RNA, 2071 nt
Organism: Gorilla gorilla gorilla (western lowland gorilla)
Lineage: Eukaryota; Metazoa; Chordata; Mammalia; Primates; Hominidae
Gene: PNMA1
Product: PNMA family member 1
Exons: 1
Coding region: 216-1277 (353 amino acids)
Source: RefSeq, a predicted model, not a curated record